Acanthamoeba castellanii str. Neff is the source of this 750-nucleotide messenger RNA. RefSeq names its product 20S proteasome alpha subunit F, putative. Gene Ontology annotation, biological process: ubiquitin-dependent protein catabolic process. Gene Ontology annotation, cellular component: proteasome core complex; proteasome core complex, alpha-subunit complex. The coding region runs from base 1 to 750 and encodes 249 amino acids. Lineage: Eukaryota; Discosea; Longamoebia; Acanthamoebidae. The record is from RefSeq and is a predicted model, not a curated record. The transcript is spliced from 5 exons.
AUGUUUCGCAGCCAGUAUGAUAGCGACAUCACGACGUGGUCACCUCAGGGCCGCCUGUACCAAAUUGAAUUCGCCAUGGAGGCUGUGAAGCAGGGCAGCGCGUGCGUCGGGCUGCGAUCGAAGACACACGCUGUGCUCGUGACGCUGAAGCGAUCGUCGGGCCAACUGGCUUCGUACCAGAAGAAGAUCUUCAAGAUCGACGAUCACAUGGCGAUCGCCAUUGCAGGCCUCACAUCCGAUGCACGCGUUCUCUGCCGCUACAUGCAAACGGAGGCGCUCAACCACAAGUACGUGUACGAGAGCCCCGUGCAGGUCGGCCGCCUUGUGCUGCGCGUUGCGGAUAAAUCACAGAAGAACACCCAGCGAUACGGAAGCAGGCCUUACGGCGUCGGUCUCCUUGUGGCUGGCUACGACCAAACCGGCGCGCACCUGUACGAGACGUGCCCGUCUGGCAACUACUUUGAGUACAAGGCGCAGGCCAUCGGUGCUCGCGCGCAAUCGGCCAGGACCUACCUUGAGAAGAAGUUCCCUGAGUUCGAGGAUUGCACGCUUGCCGAGCUGAUCAGGCAUGGUCUGACUGCUCUCGGCGAAACCAUCGGCUCGCAGGAAGAGAUCGGCCUCACACCCGAAAAUACUUCGGUGGCUAUUGUGGGUGAGAACCAGAGCUUCAAGCUGAUCGAGGGAUCUGAGCUGAAGCCCUACCUCGACUCUGUGGAUGAGGAAGGUCAGGCCCAGACGAUGGAGUCCUGA